GCAGUAUUUCCAAAUGCAUAGUAAUCGAACAUCAAACAUCCACGACCUCAGAUAUGCUUAGACAGAUCACAGAUUGCAAGGAACAAUGUUAGAAUUCUAUACGAAUUUGAAAUAAUACAGGCUGCCACACAGCAAAAAGAAAUUAUUAGCUUUAAAACUCUCCGACUGGAGGGGACAUAGUGAACAAUGAAAAUGGAUAUGGAAGGAGUUGAUAUGACCCUGUGGCCAGAGGCUGAAUUUGAAGAGAAGUGUACAUACAUUGUGAAAGAUCAUUCGUGGGACAGUAGUGCAGAAAGAAGUCAUGGAAUUCAGGCACAAGCCUCUUUACCCAGGAAUCUGCUCUUCAAAUAUGCAUCAAACUGCAAAGAGGUGAUUGGAGUUAUAAGCAAAGAAUAUAUCCCCAAAGGAACUCGAUUUGGACCACUCAUAGGUGAAAUAUACACACAGGAUACAGUUCCAAAGAAUGCCAACAGAAAAUAUUUUUGGAGGAUCUAUUCAAAUGGGGAAUUACACCACUUUGUGGAUGGAUAUAAUGAAGAUAAAAGUAACUGGAUGCGCUACGUUAACCCAGCACACUCUGUCCAAGAGCAGAAUUUAGCGGCUUGUCAGAAUGGCAUGAAUAUCUAUUUCUACACCAUCAAGCCAAUUCCAGCUAAUCAGGAACUUCUUGUGUGGUACUGCAGAGACUUUGCUGAUAGGCUUCACUAUCCUUCCUCUGGGGAGCUGCCGAUGAAUCUGAAGCAAAGUCUUCAUACGGAUGAACAAACAGUACAGAAAGAUGUGACCCAUCAUAAAAACACAUCAAAAAAGGAACACAGUGUGAAAGAAAUACUAAAGAACACGACAAACCAACCAAAGCCUAGGGAAGUCAUAAUGAACAAUAUUUUGGCUGCUAUCCCAGAUAAUGAUAAUGCAGACUUGCAUAAGACUUGUAGCCCUGAGAGGCCAUUUGUUCCUAGAGUUGUUUAUCCAUUUCGGUCUCACCUGCAUGAAGAAUACUUGAAACCUUCUAUAGGCUAUGGAAUUGAGAGACAACACUUAAUGAUGCAUUCACCAGUUCAGCCAUCUACAACACCAAGCCCUUCAUCAAGAGGUAGCCCAGACCAAAGCUUUAAAAGCUCAAGUCCACACAGUAGUCCUGGGUCUACAGUUUCACCUCAUAGUCUGUCACAAGAUCCCAGAGACUUUUAUCCAUUUCUAAAUAAACCAUAUAACACUGAAGGUUUGGGAUCUUUCCCUAGCUAUCCUCCACCACCUAGUCAUCUCCCACCAGCAUUUAUAUCUUCUUAUAAUUCUCCAUACUCCAAAUUCUUGAUAUCGCCAUAUCUUGGCUGUAAUGGCCUCAAUCCUUUGAACAAUAUAAAUGCCGUAAAUAAUUUCAAUAUCUUCCCAAGAAUGUACCCGGUUUAUGGCAGUGUGAUUGGUGGUGGCAGCCUUUCUCAUCACAUGCUUGAUCAUGCUGCUCUCCCAGGAACUCUGCCUCAUGAAGGAAGCCGUAGAAUGAUCCAUCACGAGCAACCACGAGACUUUCUUAUACCUGCACCCAACAGUGCCUUCUCUAUCACAGGUGCUGCUGCUAGCAUGAAAGACAAGCAGUGCAACCCCACAAGUGGGUCACCGACUGCUGGAACAGCAGCUAGUUCAGAUCAAAUAAUGCAACCUAAACCUACCUCAGCAGUGAUGCCCACUAGUAGCGAAGAAGCUAUUAAUCUUAUUAAGAGCAAAAGAAAUAUGACUGGUUAUAAGACUCUUCCAUAUCCUCUGAAAAAACAGAAUGGCAAGAUUAAGUACGAGUGCAACAUUUGCUCAAAGACAUUUGGACAGCUAUCAAAUUUGAAGGUGCAUCUUCGAGUACACAGUGGGGAACGACCGUUCAAAUGCCAGACUUGCAACAAAGGCUUUACCCAGCUGGCACAUUUACAGAAGCACUUUUUGGUACAUACAGGGGAGAAGCCGCAUGAAUGUCAGGUAUGCCAUAAACGGUUCAGCAGCACAAGCAAUUUAAAGACUCACCUACGGCUUCACUCGGGAGAGAAACCGUAUCAAUGCAAACUGUGCCCUGCAAAGUUUACACAGUUCGUUCAUCUCAAGCUGCACAAAAGGCUUCAUACAAGAGAACGCCCUCAUAAAUGUGGUCAUUGCAACAAGAGCUACAUCCACUUGUGUAGUCUCACUUUCCACAUGAAAGGCAAUUGUUUGGUUUCCCCAAGACCUGGACUCUCCAGGGAUGACUUGAAUCGUAUUAAUGAAGAGAUUGAGAAGUUUGACAUCAGUGACAGUGCAGAUCGAUUAGAUGACAUGGAGGGUGUUGACAUGUCACCUGCUGUAGAGAAGGAAAUGAUGAUGCUUUUCAGGAGAGAGAUAGAAGGGGCUAGCAUGAAAGUAUCAGUGUCCAGGAAUAUGGGAAAUGGACUUCUCCCAUCAGGAUGCAGCUUUUUUGAACAGACAGAUACAGCAAUCAUGAAGUUGCCGCACAGCUCCCAACUACCUCUAUUACCUGUAAAAGUCAAACAAGAAACAAUCGAUCAAAUGGACUCCUAACACAUAGAAGUAAUUGUUAUUUAUGAGACGUUGGGAAGCUUGUAGCAGUUUGUUGUAUAUAUUUUAAAGCUGCCCAGCAAUAUUGACCAUUGAAAGUCAAUGUCUCCAAAGAAUUCCUACACCAACUGCAAGAAGGAACUCCAAGAGAUAUGUAUUCUCAGGGCAUUGAAAGAGGCAAAGACUUGUGUAUUGCCUACUCACUUAUUAAUAUUAUUGAAAGACAAUCAUUUAUCAAUAAUUAUUUUUCAUUGAAAGUACUUCCUAAUUUAUUACUCAUUGUUUCAUUUGGCGAGCAAUAAUUAAAAAAAUGUUUACAAUGACAAUGAAAAAAAUCAUUGUAAUUGGAAAAUAUAUGUAUAUAU
Bombina bombina (fire-bellied toad) is the source of this 2903-nucleotide messenger RNA. RefSeq names its product PR/SET domain 1 (gene PRDM1). Gene Ontology annotation, molecular function: DNA-binding transcription repressor activity, RNA polymerase II-specific; histone deacetylase binding; RNA polymerase II cis-regulatory region sequence-specific DNA binding. NCBI's taxonomy places the organism in Eukaryota, Metazoa, Chordata, Amphibia, Anura, Bombinatoridae. Gene Ontology annotation, cellular component: nucleus; cytoplasm. The transcript has 7 exons. Bases 187 to 2541 code for a protein of 784 amino acids. Gene Ontology annotation, biological process: cell fate commitment; regulation of transcription by RNA polymerase II. The record is from RefSeq and is a predicted model, not a curated record.